AUGUUCCCAAAUUCCUCCAACUUGGGUCGUCCACCCUUCCCUCCAAAACAUCCGCAACAGAGUAAUUUCUUCAAUAAGCUUCCUGUAACUAUACCACCUACUCUUCUCUCUCACCAGCAAAUUGUUGAUGCUCAGUUUAAUUUUCAGAAUACAGCGGCUCUUUUGAGUGGCAACCUUGCAACUAUUCCAGCUGUUACACCACAGCCAAUGACUUAUGGAAAUGGCAGUCCAGUACAUAUGUCUGAUGCCCCCACGUCAUUCCGAGGAAGAAAGAGACUAAGUGAACAGAGUGUUCCAUAUGAUGUUAAGCGGCAGCGGUUUCAUUCGCAUCAUUCUGAAACAACUGUAGUUAACCAAGCAGUGCCUUUACCAGAAGAACGGAGAUAUUCCUUCCCAGGAUCAGUUCAGUCUCCGCUGUUCCAUGCACGUUACAUACCAGAUUUAACUGGAUGUCUCCCUCCGUUGCGAGAUACUUUGUUUCCAGACCUUAUAGAAACCACGCUACCUGUAGCCAAAGAUAAGUUAAGUCAGCAGGUUUUGGAGUUGUUUCAAGCAUGUCAGCAACAGACCUGUGAUUUGAACAGAAAAGAGCUCUGCAGAACAGAACUCCAGAGAGAAAUUCAGCGAAUUUUUCCACAGAGCAGACUCUUUUUGGUUGGGUCCUCACUGAAUGGGUUUGGCACUCGUAGUAGUGAUGGUGACUUGUGCCUCGUGGUUAAAGAAGAACCAGUAAAUCAGAAGACUGAAGCAAGGCAUAUACUCAGCUUAGUCCAAAAACUCUUCAGAACUAAACUUUCAAGCUACAUUGAGCGACCUCAGCUGAUUCGAGCAAAAGUGCCAAUAGUGAAGUUCAGGGAUAAAGUCAGCUGUGUGGAGUUUGACUUGAAUGUAAACAAUAUUGUAGGAAUAAGAAAUACAUUCCUUCUGAGAACCUAUGCAUACAUUGAGAAUCGAGUUCGUCCAUUAGUACUUGUUGUUAAGAAGUGGGCGAGUUUUCAUGACAUAAAUGAUGCCAGUCGUGGUACUUUAAGCAGCUAUAGUCUUGUAUUGAUGGUUUUGCACUAUUUACAGACCCUACCUGAACCCAUCCUUCCAUCCCUUCAAAAAAAUUACCCAGAAUCUUUUGAUCCUACUAUGCAGUUGCAUCUUGUUCAUCAAGCUCCAUGUACCAUUCCUCCUUACCUCUCAAAAAAUGGAUCAAGCCUUGGAGAGUUGCUAAUAGGCUUCUUCAAAUAUUAUGCCACAGAAUUUGAUUGGAGCCAUCAAAUGAUUUCAGUUCGUGAGGCCAAAGCUAUUCCAAGACCUGAUGGUAUUGAAUGGAGAAACAAAUUUAUUUGUGUAGAAGAGCCUUUUGAUGGGACAAACACUGCUAGAGCUGUACAUGAAAAACAGAAGUUUGAUAUUAUCAAAGGUGAAUUUCUGAAGUCUUGGCAGAUAUUACGAGACAAGAAAGACCUGAACUGUAUAUUACCUUUAAGAUCAACCAUACAGAAAAGAUACCCAACUUUUUUCACUUUCUUCUUAUUGGAUCCUGCUGAACUGAAAUAA
Molecule: messenger RNA, 1548 nt
Organism: Nipponia nippon (crested ibis)
Lineage: Eukaryota; Metazoa; Chordata; Aves; Pelecaniformes; Threskiornithidae
Source: RefSeq, a predicted model, not a curated record